AUGACUGGCUUCCAUGACAUCGAAUUGAUUGACCUGGACACCAUCGACGUCAGCAAUCUGAACCGCCAGUUUCUCUUCCGCAAGCGCCACGUGGGGCAAUCCAAGGCCAAGGUCGCUCGGGAAGCAGCAAUGGCGCUAUGCCCAUCCGCGUCUAUCAUAGCGCAUCACGGCAGCGUGCUGCAGCCGGACUUUGACGUGUCCUUCUUCUCACGCUUCUCCCUCGUCCUCAACGCCCUGGACAACCUCCCGGCCCGCCGCCACGUCAACCGCAUGUGCCUCGCUGCCGGCGUGCCUCUCAUUGACAGCGGCACCACGGGGUUCCUCGGCCAGGUGACAGUGCAUGUGAAGGGCGUGAGUCAGUGCUAUGAGUGCACGCCCAAGCAGGCACCCAAGUCCUACCCCACAUGCACCAUCACCAACACUCCUUCCAAGCCGGUGCACUGCAUUGUGUGGGCCAAGGAGCUCCCAUUUGUUGCUCUCUUUGGUCCCCGGGGUCAAGCAACGGACCUCCACGCCCAACCUUCCACCGCUGCUGCCACCACCACCACUUCCUCUGCUCCUCCAGCUGCUGCUGGUGAUACCGCCGCUGAUGGCCCCACAACCACAGGCGCUGCUGCUGAUGCUGAUGCUGCUGCUGGUGCCUCUGCACCCGUUGCGUCUCAAAUGGAGAACGGUGUAAGCAGCACUGUGGAAGAGAGUGAGGAAGAGAGGAGGAAGAAGAAGCAGGAAGAGGAGGCAGCCGCAGCAGCCGCGGAGAAGGAAGAGCGGGAGUUCUUCACUCGGAGGGAAGGGGAGAGCGGGCGUGCGUUUGCGUGCCGCGUGUUUGACCGGAUAUUCGGGGAGAACGUGGCAAGGACUCUGAAGAUGGACGAUAUGUGGAAGCACAGGGCUCGACCCACACCAUUGUACCUGAAGGAUGCGUUUCCUGAAGGGUUGGAGGAGAGCGAGGCGGCGAAAGAAGGGAAGGAAGGGAAGGAGGGGAAGCGGGUGUCGGCAAUGGCGAGGCUGGGGUGGAGGGACGUGCAGAAGGUGUGGAGUGUGCAGGAGAAUGCGCGGGUGUUUCUCAAGGCCGUUGAGCUGUUUGUGGAGGAGCGCGCAGAGGAGCUGGGUUCUCUCACAUUCGACAAGGACGACGAGCUAGCAGUGGAGUUCGUGACAGCCGCUGCCAACCUGCGCAUGCACUCCUUCGGCAUCCCCCUGCACAGCCUCUUUGCCGCCAAGGGCAUUGCCGGUAACAUCGUGCAUGCAGUGGCGACCACGAACGCCAUUGUGGCUGGGCUCGUGGUGCUGCAGGCUGUGCGGUUGCUGGAAGAGGAGAGCUACCGCAACGAGCCACGCAUGGUGUGGUGCACAGAGUUCCCCAGUCAGCGCAAGGCCCUCCUCGCCCCUCUCGAGAUGGAUGCACCCAACCCCUCCUGCCAUGUCUGCUCCCGGACGCCUCUGGUUCUGGAGCUAGACACCAAGACAGCGACACUGGCAGAUGUGGUGGAGGGCGUGGUGCGGCGGCAGCUGUCAGCCACCCAGCCCAUGGUGAUGGUGGGCAGUGGACUGGUGUACGAGGAAGGGGAGGACCUGGAGGAGGAUGAGGUGCUGCGAUACUGCAAGAACCUGAGCAAGAAGCUGUGCGAGCUGCCCACGCCAGUGACCUCAGGGGCAGUGCUGACAGUAGAGGACUACCUGCAGCACUUCAAGUGCUCCAUUCACAUCAAGCACAGAGAAGAUAUCAACGAGGAGGAUCAUCCAGACAAAAUGAUUCUGCACGGCCAGUUGCCAGCAGCAGACACCACUGCUGCUGCUGGGGAGGCUGGAGCAGCAGAGGCACAGAACGGGGAGAAGAAAGAAGGGAACGCGGCAGGAGGGGAGGAUGAUGACGAUGACGAUGAUGACGUGGUUCUAUUUGAACCUGAUGCUGCUGCUGCUGCUGCUGGUGCUGGGGAAACGGUUGGUGAGAAGAGGAAGAGGCGGCGGGAGGAAGAGAAGGGGGCAGAGAGCGCCGGAGGGGGUGAUGGCACUGGGAAGAAGGUGAAGGUGGAUGUGGUGGAGGUUCUGGAUGACUAG
Closterium sp. Naga37s-1 is the source of this 2058-nucleotide messenger RNA. NCBI's taxonomy places the organism in Eukaryota, Viridiplantae, Streptophyta, Zygnematophyceae, Desmidiales, Closteriaceae. The record is from the annotation of a GenBank genome assembly.